Blepharisma stoltei is the source of this 1667-nucleotide messenger RNA. NCBI's taxonomy places the organism in Eukaryota, Ciliophora, Heterotrichea, Heterotrichida, Blepharismidae. The record is from the annotation of a GenBank genome assembly.
AUGGAAAACAAUCAUAAACUUACAGAUUUCGUAAUUCAAAAAGAACUUGGCCGCGGAAGCUUUGGAAUUGUAUUUUUAGUACAAAAUACAAGAAACCGCAAAUUUUAUGUGCUAAAGCGCAUCAACUUAGGCCUUUUAACCAUAAAGCAAAAGAAAGCAGCACUCAGAGAAGCAGAAAUUUUGAAACAAUUAGACCAUCCACAUAUUACCAUGCUCCCCCCAGAAUUAUCCUGAAAGCAAUCCAUAUAUAUUUAUAUUAGGUAAUCCAAAGGAAAAAGCAUAUUAAAUAUCAUGCAUCCUUUCUAGAAGAUAAUGACCUCUCAUUGAUUAUGGACUAUGCAGAAGGUGGAGAUCUGCAACAGUUGCUGCUUAAACACAGACUAAGAAAGAAAAAUUUCAACGAAAAAGAACUAUGGAGAUUUGCAAAUGAAUUAUGUUCAGCCGUGAGCUACUUGCAUAGCAGAAAAAUCAUACAUAGGGAUAUUAAGUGUCAUAAUGUAUUCUUAACUAAAGACCACUCAGUAAAGUUGGGCGAUUUAGGAGCUUCAAAAAUGGUCAGUGCAGAAAUGCAGGCUACAAGAGUAGGGACUCCUUUAUAUUUAGCCCCAGAAAUGGUCAAGCAGCAGCCCUAUGACUUUAAGGUCGAUGUAUGGGCAAUAGGCUGUGUUUUAUAUAACUUAGCCUCAUUAGAGUCUCCAUUUGUAGGGAGAAAUUUAAUAACUCUUGGUAUUUCUAUAGUAAACAAAAUACCAAAGCCACUUCCAUCUGGAUACUCUAAAAGGCUUUCUGAGUUAAUAAUGAAGCUUUUAGAGAAAAAACCCAUAGAGAGACCAAGCAUGCAAGAGACUAUGCAGUUUCUACAGAAUGAACUGACUAAUUUUAAUAGUGUAGAAAUCGACGAAAUGAGCACGAUGUGUACACUAAAUAAAAGUAUUGAACCUUACUAUCCUUCAGUAUCAAAAAUACCAAAUCCGACUUCUUGCAAACCGUUUACUAUUUGUAACGUCCCAGAAAAAGCAAGGUUUUAUGAUGACCGAGAAGAAGAAAAAAUCAUCAAAAGACCUUCAACGCAGCCUGGGAGACCAAGAACGGCUGGGCUUGAAAAGCUUUUAGCGAGGAGAGAAAUUGCGUCAAUAAACCCAUAUAUUUCACCUCAGGCUUCACAAGGAAGCUAUUAUGUGGAGAAGGUAAGCUUUUCGAAUAAUUUGAGACAUUGCGAUUCUGAAGGCAUAAAUAAAAAACUGAGAAAAGAUCCGAUACCAAUUUUCCCAAGGAAAUCGUCAAUUCCAGUUAUUCCAUUAUUAUCGUCAUCUCAGACAUCAAUAUCAAAUAUUAUUGACAAAAGGCUUGACCAAGCUCCUGUUAUAAUAAGAGCUACGCCAACGUCAGUUGGUACUAUUAAGCCAAGCUCUCCUCAUCCGCAGCAAGCUCCACCAGGAGUUAUAUUGAAGCCUCAGCUUGCAAGACCUCAAACUUCUCAGCCUAGAAUAGCAUUGCAAGGAAAUUUUACAAGACCAAAAUCUGCUGUUAGCAGAGAAAAUAUUUUAUUCACGACUCCAGCGUUAAAAUCUCUUGUAAAAUCUAAUGCUGCCAUCAAGCUUUCCUUAAGCCAAGAGUCAUCGAGCAUCAAGAAAAAACCAAGUAUUAUUGAUUUAAAAUGUUUGUAA